CCAUUUGUCAGCUUUCGUUUCCAUCUGAUCUCCUUCCAUAUCAUGCCAGUAUGUGUGGUGAAAAGUAAGCAAUACACACAUGGUUAUACUAUAUGUAUAAACUCUUUUUAAAUUUUAAAUGGUUUCAUAUUAAAGAUAUCUGUGAAGUCAUCAGUGUAAGACUAAUGCAAUUUAUUGCAUUUUUAGAGAGGCUACAUUUGAUGACACUUCCACAACAGAGGAGCAGCCAGGAUCCUCACGGACACAAUUAGCAUCAGAACCUAAAACAGGUAUUAUGCUCUUGAAGUACUCAAAACAAUUUGAAAUAUGGAAAUAGUUUUUCCACUGUCACUAUUUUAAACUUUUUGAAACAAUUACAUUGUAAGCAUUUUUAUUAGACUCUUACUUGCCUCUUAUCAAUAAAAUAUUACUUGGUUACACACUAACAGGAGAUGCAGAUAGCUAAGAAGGCAGCAGGGACUUCCAAGUAAAAUGUUCAAUUAACUGGAAAUAGUUCUGCGUAAAAACUUGUUCCCUCUCUCUUUUAAUUUAUUAAAGAUGUGAGAGUAAAAUAUUUUAUACAACCAAUUGUUUGUUUUAAAUUUUUAAGGAUGGGAAAAUGAAAUGGAUCCCCAGAAGGCAUGCAGUUUGUUCCGAGAGGAAUUACUUAAUUUGAACAGUGAACAGCCAAGUCUGACACUUCUCAUUAAUCAGUUUGAUUCUGUGGAUGAGCAGGAUAGCACCCUUAUUUCAUUUUACAAAAAGAACAAUGUUUCCUGGGCAGCUCCACUGAAGUGCAGACUAAGAGGGGAUGCAGCUGUGGGUACCGGGGUGAACCGCCAUGUUUUAUCUAUGGUUAUGGAGAAAUUGAAGACUGGGUUCAUGUUAAAUUUAGGUUUGUGAGGUUUUGUUAAACUGUAUAUUUAAAAAAAAAUACUGCAAUUAAUAAUUAAGGUUAAUUAUUAUCGUUUCAAAGGCUCAUCUGCUGCAACACUUUUUGAAUUGGAGAAAGACCAUCGUGUCCCCACAGCUUCUGCUGUAGUCCGUGACAGCAAUCUUUUCCAGAUGGCAGGUCGAAUGAUCGGGCAUUCUUUUAUUCAUGGUGGGCCUUGUCUUUCUGGAUUAAGUGUGCCUGUUGUUAUCCUUUUAACUGGUGGAACUAUCGACAGCGCUGCAUCAGCUUUAACUCUGCAGGACUGUCCUGAUUUGGAUCACAGAGAAACUAUUAGUUUGCUCAAUAAAGCAAAACUUGAUGAAGCAGAACACACACGACUAACUGAUUUGUGUUUGUUCUGGGACCUUCCGAUCCCAUCUUCUACAAACAAGGAGUGGCUGUUCCAGCAACUGCUGACACAUGCUGUCCUUGGGCGUGUAAAGAAGCAAAUCAAAGAUCUACGCAAAGGGAUAAUGGACACGGGAAUCUGGCCACUUGUUUCCAAAAGACAAGAUGUCCACAGGUUUCUUUUUCCAAGGGAAUCAUCAGUAGUUCUUGAUUCACAGACUCUCCUCCAGAAAAUUACGUGGCCAAAACUAAAGGAGGAUGACGACGAUGAAGACGACGACGACAUAACUGUGGAGAAGCUGACCCUUAUUUCUGGCUACAUGCGCACUUUUAUUGAGGAAGCAUCACCAUCUCUACUGAGUGACCUGACAAGGUUCUGGGUGGGAUAUACCAGAAGAAUACCUUGUCCUAGAAAUUGUGACUGGUCAAUACCCAGUGGCACACACGUGUUUCAACACACUCCGCCUCCCGUGCCAUUACCAUAACUAUGCUACUUUUAAAAAGGAAAUGCUAAUGUGCCUCAAAUCUGUUAGCAGUGGAUUUGGCCUUGUGUAGUCCUAUUCCAAAUUCCCGUUUCGUUGCAGUAGUCUGCAAGCAUUUGUUCUUAUUUAAUUCAGGAUUGUCAGACAAGGUUGAAUUGUUAUACAUUCAUGUUGUACAUGUUUCUCUCUUACAAGGUUGUAUAACUACGAAAGCUGUGUUGAUUUAAGUCUGCAAAAGUUAGACAAGGUUGAAUUGUUAUACAUUCAUGUUGUACAUGUUUCUCCCUUACAAGGUUGUAUAACUACGAAAGCUGUGUUGAUUUAAGUCUGCAAAAGUUAAAGUAAAAUACUAUGUUAUUUAAGCUUGUACAAAUGGCAGGUGUUUUUAUAAGAUGUUCUUAGAAAGUUCAGUAUAUUUCAGGAUUGCAAGAAAACAUUUAAAUUAAAUGUUACACUACACAAUUAUAGUUUACAUCAGUGGUCACCAAUCCUGGUCCUGGAGGUCCGGUGUCUCUGCAGAGUUUA
This is a messenger RNA of Misgurnus anguillicaudatus (oriental weatherfish), 2268 nucleotides long. The record is from RefSeq and is a predicted model, not a curated record. NCBI's taxonomy places the organism in Eukaryota, Metazoa, Chordata, Actinopteri, Cypriniformes, Cobitidae.